Lepisosteus oculatus (spotted gar) is the source of this 4285-nucleotide messenger RNA. RefSeq names its product v-ral simian leukemia viral oncogene homolog Ba (ras related) (gene ralba). Lineage: Eukaryota; Metazoa; Chordata; Actinopteri; Semionotiformes; Lepisosteidae. The record is from RefSeq and is a predicted model, not a curated record. Gene Ontology annotation, molecular function: GDP binding; GTP binding; GTPase activity. Gene Ontology annotation, cellular component: plasma membrane. Gene Ontology annotation, biological process: Ras protein signal transduction.
CACAUCCGGCUGGGGUGGGGUUUCUCCCGCCGCGGCAGUGACUCCGGGCUGGAAGCAGGCGCAGUCGGCUGCCUUAUGCUUCGGUACCUUGAUGCUUCCCUCAAGAUAGCACCCAGAAACCAGAGAUUUCAAGGUUAAAGAAACUCGCCAGGUGGUGUCCGGUCCAGGGCUGUGGGUGAGCGACUGCGUGGUAUUGAAAGUGUCCAGCUAUGGCAACCAACAAGGGCAAGAACCAGAGCUCUCUGGCCCUGCACAAGGUCAUCAUGGUGGGGAGUGGAGGGGUGGGCAAGUCUGCCCUCACGCUGCAGUUCAUGUAUGAUGAGUUUGUCGAAGAUUACGAGCCCACGAAGGCUGACAGCUACCGGAAGAAGGUGGUCCUGGAUGGGGAGGAGGUCCAGAUUGACAUCCUGGACACCGCGGGGCAGGAGGACUACGCUGCCAUCCGGGAUAACUAUUUCCGCAGCGGAGAGGGGUUCCUCCUGGUCUUCUCCAUAACGGAGCACGAGUCCUUCACCGCCACUGCGGAGUUCAGGGAACAGAUCCUACGAGUAAAGGCGGAAGAAGACAAAAUCCCCCUGCUUUUGGUUGGGAACAAGUCGGAUUUGGAGGAACGGAGGCAGGUGAUGGUCGACGAGGCCAGGAGCAAAGCAGAGGAGUGGGGUGUCCAGUACGUAGAGACCUCGGCGAAGACCAGGGCCAAUGUGGAUAAGGUGUUUUUCGACCUGAUGCGGGAAGUCAGAGCAAAAAAGAUGUCGGAGAACAAGGACAAAAACGGCAAGAGGAGCAGCAAGAACAAAAAGAGCUUCAGAGAGCGGUGCUGUUUACUUUGAUCGCAGCGCGGACCUGCGGCACGGGGCGCCCCUAGACAGCGAGGGUUCGAAAUCGGAACGCCUUUCAAAUCUUAAGUAAAACAGAUCAGUAUUUUUAAAAGUAUUUCUUUGAGUUGGAUUCCUUACUGACUGUCACUGGCUGAAUCUUUUUAUAUAUAUAUAUAAUCAAUCAUGUCCAGAUUCUCUUCCUUACCAUAAGUAAGCCGUUCUAGCUUGGAUAAUGAGUAAAUCGAGAUCAAACAGUGUGGUGUCACGGGAUUGUAUUUUUUUCUACAUCACAUUCAGCUACCAAGCUCCUCCUCCCAACACUAACCUCUUUCUUUCUUCUUGCUAAACGUCAUUUAAUUAUUCGCUUGCUCCGGAUCACAGUGUGACGCUUUGCUGUACGUCUUUGCUCUGACUCAAUGCAUCUGCCCGUCUGGCAGAAUCACUGCCUCGAUACGAUAACAUGCAGCCCAUCGGACUGCUCCCGGACUCCUUUUGUCUGAUUUUGGGUUAGUUCUUGAACUAGAGCUGCACCGUCAUCACUGAACGGUUUUUUGGGGGACAAAAAGCCCAGAUUUCGAUUUUAGAAGCCUGUCAUUUGUAUUAAGUGCAGAACUGCAAAAGAGGAAAAGAUUAAUUGAAUCGAAGUAUUAAUGUGCCUGUUGCAAAAUCCCAUAAAUUCAAUUUGAUUUUUGGCGUUUGCACAUAAUUUGGAAUUUACACAUUAUUUUAUCUAUGGGACGUCUCAAACCCCCCUCCAAUAAAAUAGGUAAAAAUGCAUUCGUUUUUAGUUUCACGAUGGAAACGUUCAGACCCAGAACGUUUGCUAGUAGAAGUUACUUGGUGUCGCACAGCACUGAAAGGCUGCUUUCCUAUUUGCAGUGAAAGCAGCUGGUUAGUUUUUCAUUGUGCGUCUGCGUGUGAGGUCACCUGUUCAGGUAGCAGUCCUGCAUUCGCACAAAGGGCGUUGCUGGACGGGUUUUCAGAUCCGCUUCCUUUCCCGAAAGGAGCAGCCCAAACUGUAUCUCGAUUUCUACCCCACCUGGAAACUGGUGUGAGAACCGUUGAGGUCUUGCAGCGACAGGUUCUGGUUUGACGGUCCGUCUUGCACCACGCUGCUUACUUGUUCACGUCUCAGUUGUCUUGUACCCCUGUGUACCCUAGCUUUGCCCAAAUGUAGUACAGUAAGUGUAGACCCGAGCGUAAAAAGUGAGAUUCUACACCCCACCACACAACAGUGCCCUUCUACACCCUUCCUCGAGAGAGGGUUCGAGUAUAAUUCGUGCCAAAAGAAAGGAGUAACGAAUUAAACUUUCAAUUUACCGGCAGAGAUUUCCAGGUGCUUUAAAUCACUCCAGCGACGCCAACUCCUUCUUCCAUGCCUUGUUAAAAAACAAACUUAGAAGGUGAGGCAGGGCGGUGGUUUGUAACUCGGCGAGAGCCAGAGGCGGAGCGAGGUGUUCGGACAGCCGGGAGCGGGGCUCGGGAGCUCGGGUCCGGGUUCUGCUGCGCCGCGGCUGGCGCCCCGCACUGCUUUAAGUCUUCAAACACAGCUGCUUGAACUAAAAUGAGAAUGGUUUCCAAUAACAUCUCUCUUGCCGUAAUAGUACACUUUCAGUUUUUUAAAAACAAAAAACCCGAUAACCUGAUCACUAAGGAAACUGACUUCAAUUUAGGUUUCAGUGAGCGACUUUUACUUAUUGUAUUUUAAGUGCUUUUUACACAUCAAUUUAGCCUUUUGUGCCAAAACAUGUUUUUUUUUUAAAUCAAAACCGUUUUUAUGAAGAACAAAAACAUGGAUACUACAUUUUUCAUUUUGAUGGUAUCAUUCAACGGGAAACGUUUUUCAGUCUUCCUCUUCGUUGGAUUAAGAGGACCAGUGUUUGAUGCUGACAAGCUGUUCAGAUGGAAUUGAACGUCACAGGCAAACUACCCUCUGUUUCUCUGCGUGCUGCACAGUAGGUUUCCCACUCCAUGCGCUUCCGUGGGCCAGUGAUGGUGGACUGUGGUGAGGGUUACUUAUUCUCCUACUGUAGGUCUCCCCACUCCCGACGCCUUCAGAGGGAAUCGAGUUGCGCAGUCUUGAUUCCGGAUCGUACACGAUUUCCCUUUUGGGCGUGUGGACAUGUGGACAGUUCUGCUGCUAAAAAAAAUGUAUCUUCUCCCUUUAAAACCGGAAGUUCGAAAAAGGGAAUACUGCAGUACCUAACUAAAUGUCCAGAAGUGUGUCCCUGUAUCCAGUGUGUUUCCAUGUCUCGACGCGCUGUCAUUUAAAUCACGGGCGAAGAAUCAAUAAAACGCUCCGUGUCCUUGCCACGAAAGCUGGAGCCCAGCGUGGCGCAUGUGAUUGAAUUAGGGUGCAGGGAGCCCAGCACGACCUUAGAGCUGGUGGAGCAGUAGGGGGCCGGACGCCUACAUUGUGCGGAACAGGAGAGCUGGGGCUGAAGCGUCUCUCUGCUGCUGCUGCAUUUUUCGCGUUUCCCCACCGGUGCCAGCUGGAGCCUCCCAGUGUGCGCAGCGAGACUCCCGUUGUGUCACACUGGGGGGCGCAGGUGGCCGGUUGAAAUCCAACGGGAGGGGGUGGCCGCUUCACUUUGCGCUUUUUUUUUUUGGUGCUCCUUCGUCUCGCCCGUGUCCUUCAGCGGCUCCUCCGAGCCGCGGUCCCGUUCAAGCGACGGUGUGAACGCGGGCCGAGCGGGACCGGCAGCGAGGGCUCGGUUCUGCGGCGUCGUUUUCCCUGCUGACCUUGCUGCCGCACCCCGAGUCAGGUCACCCCCCUGACCGGCUGGUGUGUCCCUCUCCCCUGCUGCGCUAACGCUUGACCGCCCGCCUUUAAAAGGAGGAAAGGCGAAGGAUGGACUUCUGCGGACUAACCAAUCCAAGCGCCGUCCCCGUGUGCAGAACGAAGCCCUGUGUCGUUCUCAUUCUGUGAGAACCGGUGCGGGGUCAGCUGUCACACUGCUCUCUUGAUUUUAAUGGAGUUAGUUCUUUUAUUAAUGUUGUAGGAAGAUCGCCUAUAUGACAGAUGUUGCUAUUAACCUAGUUGCUGCUGCUUCACCUCUGAGGGCUGUAACUAUCUGCCAUAUUGUUUUUUUUUUUCAAAUAAUCCUCCUCUAGAAUCACGCAAUUGAGGAAUACAAGGGGAAUGGGUGUGAUUUCCUCUACUGUCGAUUUCCUCUCGCGUCCUCACCCUCGUGUUUCCACUUACAGCGAGGGAUUUUUGUAAGCAUGAAAAUGAACUGAUUUCUUUCACACUUUUUUUCAGUAAUGUAAAUUGUGUGUAUGUAAAAAAUUGUAAUAUUUCUGUACGGGCAUAAACAAACAAAUUUAACUUUUCAUUUUUGCAUUAUGUCGACGGCAUUUAGGGACACUUCACAGUGGGUGUACUAUAUAUAUAUAUUUUACACUGUUGUGUUUAUUUGCAUUAUUGGAUUUUCCGUUUUUAUCUCUAUUAAAGAUACCAUUGGGAA